This is a messenger RNA of Papaver somniferum (opium poppy), 1215 nucleotides long. RefSeq lists its product as uncharacterized. NCBI's taxonomy places the organism in Eukaryota, Viridiplantae, Streptophyta, Magnoliopsida, Ranunculales, Papaveraceae. The transcript is spliced from 6 exons. The coding region runs from base 1 to 1215 and encodes 404 amino acids. The record is from RefSeq and is a predicted model, not a curated record.
AUGUUAGAUGAAUGUAGGCUAGGACUUGGUUCUGGUGUUGUUGUAACUGGUGGUGGUUCAGUUGGGCGGGGUGUGUUUCUUAUGUUGAAUUUGGAUAUGGCUUGGAUUCUGUUUGAGAUGAAUGUAUUGUUGAGUGUUUUACCUGUGAUGCUGUUGAAGGGUGAUGGAAUUGAAGUUUGGUUAAAGCCUGAAAUCAGGGGGCGCAACAGAAAUCUUAUCGAUACAGCUAGUGGUGGUGCUUUGACAAACAAAACCAUUGACGAAGCGACAGAAUUGAUCGAGAAUAUGGUUGCAAACACGCAACAAUUCAACACAAGAGGUGUGUCAAUGAGUCGAAGGUUUAAUGAGGUUACUUCUUCACCGCACUUAGAACAUAGGAUUGGUAAUAUGGAGAAGAUGAUGCAACAAAUGGCCGCAGUAAUCAUUCCCUCUUAUGAGGAAGAAGCUGAACAAAGAGAUAAUCCCAAUUUUAGUUAUGCAAACAAGCAAGAUGCGGCACAAGGACCGGUUUUCAAUCGUCCUAGUGGUUUUCAACAACAACAACAACAACAACAACCACAACCAGUGCAGAACUCAGAAUCAUCAGAGAUGCUUGCUAUGAUGAAGAAUCUAACCACAAUGGUGCAAAAAAAUCAGCAAACGACUGAUGGUGCAAUCAAGGAGUUGCAGACACAAAUGAGCACCAUGGAAGGUAGAUUGAAUCAUUUGGAGACGCAGAAUAGUGGGAAACUCCCUUCUCAAACUCUUAACCCAAGAGAUUCUGUCAACGUUGUGACAUUGAGAAGUGGUACACGAACUGUGCAACCAGAGGAUAAUGAGAAAAACAAAGACCCUAAGGGCCCGGUAUUGGAGAAUGAGAUUAUUGACUCUUCCCAAACCGAUGAGGCACCUAAAGAAAACUCUAAAACUCUUGUUUCUACUUAUGUUCCCCCUUUGCCUUUUCCUCGUAGGUUUGCUAACUCUAAAAAGGCGGAACAAGAUAAGGAGAUCUUAGAUAUUUUCAGGAAGAUUCAUGUGAACAUUCCACUAAUAGAUGCUAUUAAACAAGUCCCCAAGUACUCGAGAAUUCUGAAGGACUUGUGCACCAAUAAACAGAGGUCAAUCGGUAAUGAGUUGGCUGACCGUUCUAAUGUAUACCCUAGAGGUAUUAUUGAGGAUGUGCUUGUGCAGGCACCUAAACUAGAACUAAAGCCUCUUCCUGAUCACAUAAAAUAA